This is a messenger RNA of Gavialis gangeticus (Gharial), 2113 nucleotides long. RefSeq names its product UTP4, small subunit processome component (gene UTP4). Gene Ontology annotation, cellular component: 90S preribosome; small-subunit processome; t-UTP complex. Bases 26 to 2029 code for a protein of 667 amino acids. The transcript is spliced from 16 exons. Gene Ontology annotation, biological process: maturation of SSU-rRNA from tricistronic rRNA transcript (SSU-rRNA, 5.8S rRNA, LSU-rRNA). Gene Ontology annotation, molecular function: protein binding; RNA binding. Lineage: Eukaryota; Metazoa; Chordata; Crocodylia; Gavialidae. The record is from RefSeq and is a predicted model, not a curated record.
ACGUGGGCGGGGGCCGGGCCGGGCCAUGGGCGAGUUCCAGGUGCACCGCGUGCGCUUCUUCGCCUUCCUGCCCUCCGGCUGCCCGGCGCGCGCAGCCCCAAGCCCUACCCGUCCCCCGCAGGCCAUCCCGGGCCACGAGGCGCGGGCCACGCAGGCGCUGAGCUGGGCCGCGGGCGGGCGCCUCUUCGGGGCCGACCUGGCCGGGGACGUGGCCGAGUACGACCUGCAGAAGCUGCGCAUCAAGUACACGGUGGACGGCUUCGGCGGCCCCAUCUGGAGCCUGGCGGCCGACCCCGGCGGCACCCGGCUGGCGAUCGGCUGCGAGGACGGGUCGGUGAAGCUGUUCCAAGUCCUGCCGGACAAAAUCCAGUUUGAGAGGAGCCUGGACCGGCAGAAAGGCCGUAUCCUGUCCCUCUCGUGGCACGUGUCCGGGACCCGCAUCGUGGCGGGCUCCAUCAACCACCUCCGAGUGUACGACGUCGACUCAGGCCACGUUGUGCAGAGGAUCCGGGUGGAGCGGCGCCUGCUGAGCUCCCAGCGGCGGGAGUGCGUGGUGUGGGGUGUGGCGUUCCUGUCGGACGGCACUGUGGUCAGCGCCGACUCGGCAGGCAAGGUGCAGUUCUGGGACGCGGACAAGGGCACCCUCCUGGAGACCCACCCUGUGAGCAGCUCGGCCGUGCUGUCCCUCGCUGUGUCUGAGGAGGAGGACAGCCUCGUGGUGGGCACCUCGGAGGGGGCCGUGUACCAGUUCCAGCUGCUGCCAGUGAAGUGGGGGAGCACCGAGAGCCGGUGGGUGCGGACAAAGCCCUUCCAGCACCACACCCACGAUGUGCGGGCCGUGGCACACAGUCGCACAGCACUCAUCUCCGGAGGUCUGGACGCCCAGCUGGUGAUCCGCCCGCUCAUGGAGAAGAUGCACGGACAGGGCUACGAAGCCGUUCUGCGCAAGGUCACCUUCCCCCAUCGGCGCCUUGUCUCCUGUGCCAGGAAGGCGCGGCUUCUGCUCUUCCAGUUCCCCCAGCACUUGGAGCUCUGGCGACUGGGAGCCACCAAUGCAGCUGGGAGGGAUGGUGAGGUCCUGCCGGUUUCCCGUGACCCUGAGCACCUGCUGCAGCUCAAGAGCAAGGGCCCUGAGCACAUCUGCUGCAGCUGCAUCUCGCCCUGUGGCGGCUGGAUCGCCUAUGCCACGGCCUCCCGGCUUCAUCUCCACCGCCUGCAGCUCGAGAACGGCAGUGUCGUCGCCAUCCAGAGGGUGCCCAAGCUGCCCAAGCUGCUGUGCCCGGUCUAUCAGCUCCUGUACUCUGCCGACUCCAGCCGCCUCUUCGUGGCAUCUGACCAGGGCUCCGUGCAUGUUGUCCAGCUGCUGGAGCCGGGGGGCUGCAAGCACCUGCAGCCCCUCCGUUCGCCCUCAGGGACCGCGGAGGCCGUGCAGCUGCUGGCUGUGAGUGCGGACGGGGACUGGCUGGCUGCCACCAGCAGCGACUGGGCCAUAAACAUCUACAGCCUGCAGCAGUUCAAGCAUCACUGCACAGUGCCCGCAUACAACUGCCCUGUGACAGCCAUGGGUAUCAACCCGGCCACCAACCACCUCGUCAUUGCCCACUCGGACCAGCAGCUCUUCGAGUUCAGCAUCCCCGAGUGCGAGUACACAGCCUGGAGCCGGGUGGUGCAGCAGCACGGGCUGCACAGGGACUGGCUGGAGCGGGACACGCCCAUCGCCCACAUUGCCUUCAACCCCCGGCAGCCCACGCAGCUGCUCCUACACGACACGCACAUGCUCUGCAUCCUGGACAAGUCCCUGCCCCUGCCCGACGACAACACCCCGCUGAACAACCAGGCCUUGCUCAAGCAGCUCUCGGAGAAGGCCCGCCGGACCCACGCUCACGCCUUCAAGAUCUGCAAGAAGUACCAGCCCUUGCUGUUCAUGGAUCUGCUGGACGAGGACUGCCUGGUGGUGGUGGAGCGGCCCCUGACGGACAUCCAGGCCCAGCUGCCCCCGCCCGUCCAGCAGAAGAAGUUCGGCACGUAGGGCGGAGUGGGCCACGGACACUAUGCUGCCAUGCUCUGGUGCUGCUGCAAUAAACCUCCAUGCUUCCCCAGGGCUGUGCUCUUC